Messenger RNA from Electrophorus electricus (electric eel), 663 nucleotides. The record is from RefSeq and is a predicted model, not a curated record. Lineage: Eukaryota; Metazoa; Chordata; Actinopteri; Gymnotiformes; Gymnotidae.
AUGAAACAAGUUUUAAAUGCUGAUCAGUUCACGUGCAGCUACCCAUCAAAUCUCAAAGGAAGUCAAGCGAUUGAUCUUGAUAUAAACUCGUGCACUGUUUAUGUGGGAUUUAUAUGUUUUGUCUCCACCACAUUUUUACUCCUUCUGACCCUACUCAGUUCAUUCAUCUAUCACUUCUUGAAAUGGCAGGGUUAUGCCUACUAUCAUUUGCUUUCAUUUGUGUAUGAAAAAAAGGCAACAGAGAAAGCAAAUGCUCAGGGCUUACAGUAUGAUGCUUUUAUUUCCUACAACACCCAUGAUGAACUGUGGGUUAUGAGAGAGCAGUUACCCCAGCUAGAGGGAGAGCAGGGCUGGAGGUUGUGUCUGUACCAUAGGGACUUCCAGCCAAGAAAACCCAUCAUAGAUAACAUUGUGGAUGGUAUCUACAGCAGCCACAAGACCAUCUGGGUGAUCAGUCAUCACCACCUGGAGAGUGAGUGGUGCUCCAGAGAGAUCCAGGUGGCAAGUUGACUCUUUGAUGAGAAAAAUGACAUCCUAAUCUUGAUGUUCCUGGAGGAUAUUCCAACACAUCCGUUGUCUCCAUUCCACAGGAUGAGAGAUCUAACCAAGAAACACACCUAUCUCAGCUGGCCCAAAUCACAGCAUUGCAUCCAGUCCUUCUAG